UCAGAAAUAGAAAAAUUGCUGAUAUUGUCCAAAUACUUAAAGGUCCGUUUAAGAAUCUUUAUUAGGAAGAUAACCCAUGAUUAUCUCCUAGGGUUUAGCCGUUUCUAGGGUUUAGUUUCCCUAUCCAUACCGGCUGCUUGUGUUCUUGAUUUUCUUUUAAAAACAGUAGUUUUAGGCCGUAGACUCAUCUGGGUGUUCUUGCUUAUGCUCUGAAAAUUCUUUGAUCAACGUCAUAUUCAGCAAUUUUAGAUUUUCCGGUUCCGCAUUGAUAGUUUAUAGGGGUGUACUUGAGUAGUAUUGACAUCACUGUCUUAUGUCCCCAAAAAGUUCAAUCUUGAUCAUAUUUUGCUUCACAAGGACGAGGAAAUAAACCUGGAAUCAGUUUUAAUCCCUGUCAUACCGGCAUGAGUUUUCCUGAUCCUCCGCCACCUCCAUAUAUGCCACUGCCAUUUGUUGACAGCAAUGUUGCUGGCUUUUGGCCUCAACCUCCAAUGGAAGAUGAACAUCCGAACUCACAUUCACAGUUUGACCAUGCGGCUUCGUUUAAGAGACGAAGGAAUUUUGAAAGCAACCCAGAAAAUUCUGCACCUUUCCCAGCCAUGAAUCCAAGGAUGAACCCUUCAUUUCUUCCGGGGAGUAGAGGAACAAGUCGUAUUUUCUUCAAGACCCGUAUGUGUGCAAAAUUCUUGGACAGAAACUGCCCGAAUGGAGAGCAUUGUACCUUUGCCCAUGGUGCUGAAGAUUUGCGAGAUCCCCCACUGAAUUGGCAGGAACUUGUUCGUGAAAAGGAUAGGUUAGGGGAUUGGAAUGAUGAUCAGAGGAUAAUACAUAGGAUGAAAAUUUGCAAGAAGUUUUAUAAUGGAGAAGAGUGCCCAUAUGGGGAGAAUUGCAAUUUUCUUCAUGAAUCUCCAUCAAAAUUUAUGACUGAUACAGAAAGUCCAAGGGAGAGCUCUGCGAUAAGCAUCGCAACUACAGGAGCUACGAUGGGACAUCAAGAUGGCUUUGAUCAACCUGAAAGUAAUAAGCAUUUGAAUCCCACUUCAGAUGCUUUCCGAGUGAAUAUGAAGCCCGGAUUUCGGAAGACAAGACUAUGUACCAAAUGGGAGACCACAGGUCAGUGCCACUUUGGAGAAAGGUGUCACUUUGCUCAUGGGCAAUCAGAGUUGCAGGUGCCCAGUGGACUCAUUGAGGCUGAAAUGAUGAUGAAUAUUGGCUCCAUUCCAACAAAGCCUCUCUCUGUUCCUGCAACUGAUGCUGCUCCUAUUAAUAAAGGGAUUGGUGCUCCCACAAAAGAAGGGGAGGAUAAGUGGAAAACAACCAAGAAAAUUAAUCGCAUUUAUGCUGAUUGGAUUGAUGAUCUAACACCUCCACAGAGCUUGCCGAGUGAAAACUUUUGAGCUCCAAGUAUCUUUGGAAUUGAAGUCUUGAAUUGCAUACAGCUUACAGCUGGAUUUGAAAUUUUUUUGUGCGGUUUCACUGCCAAGUUAGGAAUUUUGACCCUCCAUGAAAGAAAAUAUUAUACAUCUCAAAGGGAUGAAAAAUGGGACAUAUGCUUCUCUUCUUUUGCUGUUUGCUGUUUGUUCUCCUCUCAUAGUUCAUUUUGGUUAAAGGUCAUUUUAUUUACCUUUUUUUGUUCCUUUUACCUUCAUUGAUUUGAUACAGUUUUAUCAUUCAGAUUUAACCAUUCUUUGUAGUUAAAAACCCCCAAUAAGGAACUUUUCAGUUCUCAAUUGUGAAUGAGAU
Messenger RNA from Ilex paraguariensis (yerba mate), 1743 nucleotides. The record is from the annotation of a GenBank genome assembly. Lineage: Eukaryota; Viridiplantae; Streptophyta; Magnoliopsida; Aquifoliales; Aquifoliaceae.